Messenger RNA from Enterobius vermicularis (human pinworm), 930 nucleotides. Lineage: Eukaryota; Metazoa; Nematoda; Chromadorea; Rhabditida; Oxyuridae. The record is from the annotation of a GenBank genome assembly.
AUUGAUUUUUUCCUUUUUUGAUAUUAUUUAUUUCUUAACUUUUUUUUUUUCUUUAUUUUAGAUAUGUACAGUGCUAACAAUCGUCUGUACGCUAAAAUUUUUGGCCACACCACCAGCAGACGAUAUACGAGCUGGUUAUACACCACAUCGUGCACGAGCCUACAAAGAACUUCAAGUGUUUCGUAACUUCAAUGAUGGCAAAGAUCCACUGUUGUUAUACGUGCUGAUAAUGGCAAAAGAUGGCGGAACAAUGACACGUUUGGAACACUUGAAUGACACUGUUGAUAUUCUGGAUUAUGUGGGCACAAAUUUUCCAGUCAAGAAUCUUACCUACUAUGAUAUCUGUGAAAAUUUUUGCCUAGCAAACGAAGCUGUACGACAAUUCCGGAAUGGUUUACUGUUAAGUGCGACCAACAAAGUUGUGGACAAUGAUUUUCUAAAUCUGUCCUAUCCAAUAAUGCGAUUUGUUGGCCACGAUUUAGACUUAUCACCAAGUUUUUUUGGUGUUAAAACUAUUGAUACGAGCACCGUUGAAAAUCGUAGCAGUAUCAGCAGCAGCAAAACCAUUAACAAUGAUGACAGCGAUAAUGACAAUAAUUCAACAACAGUAGUAACACCAGCGAUGUCAGCUGUAUCAAACAUUGAGCACCUGAAGCUUGUUGUACUUCAUUUUCGUGCUCCACAACCCACAGAAUGGAAUUUUUUCGAUAUGGCAGAAUGGGAACGAUCUGUGGGGAACUAUAUAACAAAGGAGUAUCGCAGUAAGUAUGUCGAUCCAAUAGUAUUUUCAGUGGUCUAUACACAAGACGAAGUUAUUCGUACCGGUCAAUCAUUACAUCCAUAUUUGGUUGUUGGCUUCACCGUUAUGGUGACAUUUUCGUUGCUUACCGUCUAUAUUGGUGCAAAAUACAACGACCAGGUAAAAUAAUA